This is a messenger RNA of Guillardia theta CCMP2712, 2332 nucleotides long. RefSeq lists its product as hypothetical. Gene Ontology annotation, molecular function: flavin adenine dinucleotide binding; acyl-CoA dehydrogenase activity. Gene Ontology annotation, biological process: fatty acid beta-oxidation using acyl-CoA dehydrogenase. The coding region runs from base 1 to 2250 and encodes 749 amino acids. The record is from RefSeq and is a predicted model, not a curated record. NCBI's taxonomy places the organism in Eukaryota, Cryptophyceae, Pyrenomonadales, Geminigeraceae. The transcript is spliced from 7 exons.
AUGCUCCGAGGAGUCUCUCGGAAUGUUGCAAGGCGAACGUUCUUCAAUGCAGCAUAUGGUUUAGCUAAGAAGGUCAUGCCUAAGAUAUCAGAGACGGAGGCUGCUGCAUUGAACUCCGGAAGCGUCAGCUUUGAUGGCGAACUUUUCAAGGGCGACACAUCAAGCAAGCAUCUGCUAGAAAAGUAUAGCCUGAAGCUGACGCCCGAAGAAGAGGCAUUUUUGAAGAAUGAGACUGAACAGCUGUGUGAGAUGCUGAACAAUCAUCAGAUCGAUGUCGAUCAGAACCUUCCUCCGAAUGUUUGGCAGUUUAUACGCGAGAAACGAUUCAUGGGUAUGAUCAUUCCAAAGAAGUAUGGUGGUCUGGGUUUCAGUGGCCAUGGGCAUGCUCUCGUAGUUGAAAAGAUUGCCGGACGCAACGGGGCAGCAGCUGUGACCGUCAUGGUCCCUAACUCACUCGGUCCUGGUGAACUCUUGUAUCAUUACGGAACAGAAGAGCAGAAGAACCACUACUUGCCUCGCCUCGCCAAUGGAAUUGACAUUCCAUGCUUUGGCCUGACGGGAGCACCCAAUGGUUCGGAUGCAGCAGGAUCUAUGGUCGACGAGGGGGUAGUUGUGAUGGAGGAUGGAGUAUUGGGAAUGAGAGUUAACUUCUCCAAACGGUACAUCACUCUCGCGCCUGUCGCUACCUUGGUUGGUCUCGCCUUUAAGCUGAAGGACCCAUCAAAGCUGCUCACCAAAGGAAAGGAGGGCAUUACAGUAGCUCUGCUUCCUACUUCUCCGAAUCAGUUCGCUCCCAGUGGUAUUCAAGGCCUGAAGACAGGAAAUCGCCAUGACCCGCUGGGAACGCCUUUCAUGAACGGAACAGUGCAAGGCCAGAACGUUUUCAUACCCAUGUCAUGCAUUAUUGGCGGAGAAGAGCGAGCAGGUUACGGGUGGAACAUGCUUGUUGAGUGUCUUGGUGAAGGACGAGGAAUUUCGCUCCCAGCAGGCUCGAUAGCUGGAAUGAAACUCUCUACUCUUGCCGUUGGAGGGUAUGCCCGCAUCCGCAAACAAUUCAAAGUUCCCAUUGCCGACAUGGAAGGUGUCCAGGAGAAGCUUGCCGUGAUCGCGAGAAACAGUUAUCAAUCUAUCGCUGCUCAGCAUCUCUUCAACGCUAUCCUAGCGACAGGUCAGAAACCACCUGUGCUCUCAGCUAUCAUGAAGCAGCAAUGCACCGAGAAAGGAAGGGAGUCAAUCAACGAGGCCAUGGACAUCAUCGGUGGUGCUGGUAUCAUCAAAGGUCCCUCCAACUACCUGGCGAGUGGCUAUCAAGCGAUUCCUAUCGGCAUCACCGUAGAGGGAGCCAACACGCUCACGCGCUCACUGAUCAUCUUCGGUCAAGGACUGAAUCGCUCGCACCCUCAUCUCCUCGACCUCAUCCAGACCAUCCAGAAGGGCAACGACUUGCAAGGCUUCAACCGCGAGCUCACGCUGGUCUUCAAGCACGCUUUCACCAACUUGGGGCGAUCCGUGUCUCGAGGAUUGUCUGUGCAGCUUCAGCCCAAGGGGGGGAACAUUGUUGGUUACCAUGAAGCACAGUUGCACCGAUUGACUGCCUGCUUUGCGUUCUUGUCCGAUGUUGGAAUGAUACUGGGAGGAGGCCUCAAGACUGCUGAGUUUGUGUCUGGCCGAUACGCUGAUAUCUUGGGAAACCUCUACAUUGGAUACGCUUGCCUCUGGUUCUACCAGAAUAAUCGCAACGUCAAGGAUUUGGCAGUGUUGUUGGACUACGCGAUGGCAGACGUUUGUCACAAGAUUCAGGAGUCUAUGUUUGGUCUGUUUGACAAUUUUCCCGUUCCUCUCGUUGGUCUUGGUAUGAGGUUGGUCACUUUCCCUCGAGGAAGAGAGUAUUUUGUCGCGAAGGAUUCGCUACGAAAGAAAGUGUCAAACCUCAUCACCACUCCGACAGAGGUCCGAAGCCUCAUGACAGAGAAUGUCUUCAUCUCCAAGAGCCCAGGAGAUCGAGUUCAUCAGAUCGCACACGCUUUCAACAUCUGCAUCUCUGCUGACGAGAUCGCUCGAACUAUCCGGCGUGAGAAGCGAGAGGCGACUGCCGAGGAAUCAAAGGUGCUGGCCGAGGCAGACAAGCUGCGAGACGAGAUCAUUCAGGUCGACACCUUCGAGACUCUAGCAGGGAAGGACCAUCGCGGUCAGUUCAUGACUCCCACUUGGUCUGUGUCGGAGACCAAACACGAGAAGAGCGCCAUGUGAGAAAAGGCAGUAGGACGCGCGUCUUUACCAACGAAUUUACACAAGAAGAGCAUCAUAAUAGACGAAGCAGCAAGCCCUGCUC